Diorhabda carinulata is the source of this 726-nucleotide messenger RNA. Its product is annotated as 40S ribosomal protein S19-like. The transcript is spliced from 4 exons. The record is from RefSeq and is a predicted model, not a curated record. Gene Ontology annotation, biological process: ribosomal small subunit assembly; translation. Bases 230 to 694 code for a protein of 154 amino acids. Gene Ontology annotation, cellular component: ribosome; cytosolic small ribosomal subunit. Gene Ontology annotation, molecular function: structural constituent of ribosome; RNA binding. NCBI's taxonomy places the organism in Eukaryota, Metazoa, Arthropoda, Insecta, Coleoptera, Chrysomelidae.
UAACAAGGGUAAAAGUCGAAAGUGCUAAAUAUUAACGUCUAACAAAAAAAUCAUGUGAUCUAUAUUUAUAAAUAGAACAAGAUAAUAAUAAUGCACAUAAAACGUGAAUUAUUUGAAAAAUUGACAUUUUAAAAAUACGCACAUUGAGUUGGCUACACUGUUUCCAUUUUCAAAACGUAAAAGCAAGAUUUCCGUUUCCUUUUCCGCCGACGUUUGACAGCUACAGAAAAUGCCAUCUGUAACGUUAAAAGACGUUGAUCAACACAAAUUUGUGACGGCUUUCGCCUCGUUCUUAAAAAAAUCUGGAAAACUCCGUGUUCCAGAAUGGGUAGACCUCGUAAAAACCUCAAGAGCUAAAGAAUUAGCUCCCUAUGAUCCUGAUUGGUACUACAUCAGAUGUGCAGCAAUUGCCAGGCACAUCUACAUCAGAUCACCUGUAGGUGUAGGGACUGUAACUAAAAUUUUCGGUUCUCGUAAACGCAACGGUACCAAACCUUCACAUUUCUGCAGAUCUGCUGGUAGCAUUGCCCGUAAAGCUCUGCAAAGUUUAGAAUCAGUCAAAUUGAUUGAAAAAUCAGCAGAUGGUGGUAGAAAAAUUACCCAACAAGGAAGGAGAGAUUUGGAUCGAAUUGCGGCCCAAGUCAAAGCAAAAGAACGUAAAGCACUUAAAGCUUCUGCUGUACUUGCUUUGUAAACCAUUAAGAUUAAAUAAAUAAUUAUUUGAUA